Molecule: messenger RNA, 5563 nt
Organism: Platichthys flesus (European flounder)
Lineage: Eukaryota; Metazoa; Chordata; Actinopteri; Pleuronectiformes; Pleuronectidae
Gene: arhgef10la
Product: Rho guanine nucleotide exchange factor (GEF) 10-like a
Exons: 21
Coding region: 865-3990 (1041 amino acids)
Biological process (GO): SREBP signaling pathway; actin cytoskeleton organization; positive regulation of stress fiber assembly
Cellular component (GO): cytosol
Molecular function (GO): guanyl-nucleotide exchange factor activity; protein binding
Source: RefSeq, a predicted model, not a curated record
UCUCCUCCAGCCUUUAAACCCGCAUGCAUCGAUGCAGGCAUUGGGAAAAGAAACUGUAGGAGUCAUUCUAAUAAAGGAGUGUCGGGUGUUGAAUCAUUAUCGGUGUUUAGACUUAUUCUGGCCUCAAACACUAUUAUACAUUACAGUUUACAGAUUUAUGAAUGUGCUCUGAACUAAGAAAAGACCGAGUUGAUGCCUUGUAGGGCGACCGAAGGGGAAAGGAAUGCUUCGGUACAAAACAACACAAACACAGGAGUUGUGUUAAUUACAGGAGGGUGUGGUGUGUAACCGCCCUUGUCCCAGGCCCCUGAACACGGAGAGGCUCCUCAGCUCCACCGGUCGAACAAUUAAUGAAGAAAUCUCAACUCUUUAAUCACAAAAACACAUCGUUUACACUCAGUCCCGCUCGAUUCAUGUCUCAGCCCGAGUGCACCUGAAGUCCUCCUCUCGUUCUGCUUCUUUUGAUGAUAGCCCUGAACUGCCUGCACCCCCCCCCCGCCCCCCACCCCUCUAACAUCCCCUUCUGUAUAUCAGUGGCCAUUAGUCUCAUAGAGCAGAUUUGACCUUUGACCCGAGCUUUCACUCUCUGUGCAUGUGAUUUAAUUCCCGAUGUUGUGUCGCUUGUUUUUUGCCUUGAUCACUUUUGCCUCUCCGUUUUCCCUUUUUCCAUUUCCUCUCCUCCCCUCUUUGUUUAUUGUUUCCCCCCUCUGUCUCCGCCCUCGGCCGUGCCCUACACCUCCACCUUGCCCCCCCCCAACCCCUUCACCCCUCCACCUCCCUCCGCCUGUCCACCACCACCUUUAGCUGUCUCCUGAGGGGCUUGGGCUGCGGGAGCGGUGUGCCAGGACCAAGCGGGAAGUGGCCAUGCGGCUGUCUGGCAAACACAACUAUGACAUGAAGGUGCAGCAGCUGAUGAAGGCGGCAAGAAGCGGGACGAAGGACGGGCUGGAAAAGACCAAACUGGCCGUCAUGCGAAAAGUGUCCCUCCUGCAGAGGAAAGAUCAGUCGGGUAAAGAGGAGGAGGAUGAUGCAGGAUACCUGGAUGUGGCUGUGUCGGAAAUGAAGCACCCUCCCCCACAACUGAGUCCCAUGCCCGAGGGGCUGACCAGCCACCAGGUUGUCAGGCGCCAUAUCCUCAGCUCCAUCAUCCAGAGCGAGCGCAGCUACCUGGAGUCUCUCAGGAGAAUCCUGCAGGAAUACCACAGGCCGCUGAUGGAAGCAGAUCCGCGCAUCCUGAGUCCGAGGAAGAUCCGCCCCAUAUUUUACCGCGUCCGGGAGAUCACGCAGUGCCACUCCAUGUUCCAGAUUGCCCUGGCGUCUCGAGUGGCCGAGUGGGACAGCAGCGAGAAGAUUGGAGACUUAUUUGUCGCCUCGUUCUCCAAGUCCAUGGUGCUGGAUGUGUACAGUGAGUACGUGAACAACUUCACCGGGGCCAUGGCUCUAAUUAAAAAGGCCUGCUUGUCCAAACCGGCCUUUCUGGAAUUCUUAAAGAAGAAGCAGGCCUCCAGUGUGGACCGCAUCACUCUGUACGGCCUGAUGGUGAAGCCCAUCCAGCGAUUCCCUCAGUUCAUCCUGCUCCUGCAGGACAUGCUGAAGAACACGCCGAAGGGCCACGUGGACCGCCUGCCCCUGCAGCUCGCCCUGACGGAGCUGGAGAUGCUCGCCGAGAAGCUGAACGAACAGAAGCGAGUCGCCGACCAGAUCACGGAGACCCAACAACUGGCCCGCAGCGUCAGCGAUCGCCUGCUCAGCAAGCAACUGAACGCGGAGCAGGGGUCGCUGGUCCUUUGUGAGACGCUCAUUGAGACCGUGUACGGCGAGCGGGGACAAGUCCUGAAGUCAAAGGAGAGGAAGGUCUUCCUCUUUGAUGAUGUCCUCGUCUGUGCAAACAUAAAUGUCAAGGGGCCUCCAGAUAUCAGCAGCCUCGUCCCUGUGGGCCCCAAGUACACCAUGAAGUGGAGCGCCCCUUUGCAACAGGUGCAAGUUGUGGAGGCGGGGCAGGAGGCCUCCCAAGGCAAAGACACCUUCUUCCAGCAGGGCGGGGCCAAGCGGACGGGUGGCGCCUGCACCUCAGGUAAAGUGAUCCUGGGGCCUCCUCGGCUCUACCAGGAGCUGCAGGAGCUUCAACAUGACCUUUCGGUGGUGGAGGAGGUCACGCUGCUGGUGGGCACGCUGCAGGGGACGUACCAGAACCUGAACACCACUGUGGCCCAGGACUGGUGCCUGGCUCUGCAGAGGCUCAUUCGCAUCAAAGAGGAGCAGAUCCAGAGCGCUAACAAAUGUCGCUUGCGCCUGCAGGUGCCCGGCAGGCCAGACAAGUCAGGGCGUCCUGUUAGUUUCAUGAUGGUCUUCAACACUCCCAACCCCCUGAGCAAGAUCUCCUGGGUCAACCGACUGCACCUGACCAAGAUCGCACUACGUGAGGAGAAUUCACCGGGCUGGUUGUACGGAGAAGACGAGGGGAAGACGAAGGCCCCGCUCUGGUGUCCCCUGCUCUCCUGUCACAUGCCCGUCUUUGCCACGAAGUCACCGGAGAGAAAGCUCGAAGCUGCCCUCCAUAAUCCUGUGCACUGUGGACUGCUGGGCUUCUCUGCAGCGAGCACCUCCUUACCUCAAGGCUACCUCUGGGUGUCAGGUAGAGGUGAAGGGUCACAGGGGCAGAUCGAGAUCUUCUCCCUCAACAGGCCUCUGCCUCGGGCUGUGAAGAGCCUGCAGCUGGACUCUGCUGUCCGGUGUCUGGAGUACGUACCUGAACCUCCUCCGGCCGAUGAGGUGGAGGCUGCAGUUCACAAAACACCUUCAGGGAGCAGCGCCAACAUUUGUGUCGGACUGGACGACGGCCGCAUCCUGGUCUACGGCAGCGUGGACACCGCGGCUCAAUGCCUGCUGACCCUGCGGAACCCGGAGGGCUGCCCCGUGCUGUGCCUGAAGCAGUCGUCCCGCUUCCUGUUUGCGGGUCUGAGGGACGGCACCAUGAUGGUUUAUGGAAGAAGUACCAGUGACGAUCUUUGGGAACCCGACUCGUGCCGAUGUGUGAACCUGGGCUCGGAACCCGUGAGGACGCUGCUGGUUCUGGACGACUCGGUGUGGGCGAGCUGUGGGAACUCCGUCACCGCCGUGGACGUGUCCAGCCUCAACACUCAGAAGUUUGAAGUCCACCCGGACCCGAUGGUCAGCGUGGCGCACAUGGCGUGGGCGGGCGGCGGCGUGUGGAUGGCGUUCUCCGAGGGCUCGUCCAUCCGUCUCUUUCACACGGAGACGCUGGAGCUGCUGCAGGAAAUCAACAUCUCCACCAGGUCCACGCUGCUCAACACAGGGCCGAAGAACAUGCGAGUCACGAGCCUCCUGAUUUGCCAGGGGCUGUUGUGGGUGGGCACCGCCCAAGGCUUGAUCAUCACUCUCCCUGUUCCCAAACUGGAGGGCAUCCCCAAAAUAACAGGAAAGGGCAUGAUCUCGUUAAACGCCCACUGCGGCCCGGUGGACUUCCUGGUCGCCACCACCAGCACCCUGUCCCCCGAGCUGCUCAAGAGGGACUCGGUGGGGGACAGCCCGGACUCGGCCUGCGGGGGCGAGGACCGCAGCGACUCGUCCUCCCAGGAGUCCCUGCAGCAGUCCGGCUCCCAUCAGGGAGAGGGGCGGGGCAAGGGGCGUGGCGUCCUGCUGCAGUACCGGCUGCGCUCCACGUCGGGACUGCCCGGGCGGCCGCUGACGGCUCAGGGGGACGAGGCGUCGGACUCGUCCUUGGAGUCCCUGGAGCACAGCGUGGAGGACGGAUCCAUCUACGAGCUCAGCGACGACCCCGAGAUGUGGGUCAGGGGCCGUCCUUGUGAGCGGGAGGGGGGGCGCAGGGACAGGGUGAUCUCGGCGGCGGUUGUCUCCGGAGGCAAAGGCUUCCGCCGGCUGAAGGAGGGAGCUCCGGCAGGUACUAGGACAAAUGUGGAGGGUUUAGAGAACAUUCUAAUGGUAUGGCAGCUCCCACUGACGGUGUGAUAUGAAAUAUAUAUAUAUACGGCACGAUGAUGUAUAUUUAUAGAUCCCUCCCCAGCUUAGCCUCCAGGUACCUGUUCCAUCAUUUCACGGGAUUUGGAUGUGUAAUGAGAAGGUGUUGACAUUGUUACAGAGCUUGAGGUCUUCUGAUUAAACCUGUGGACUAAGAACCUCUGAGGCGUCCUGGUGACCAGACGUAGGACACCUCGGAUGUUCAGGACUGUGCGUCGGGACAUUUCCAGCUUCUCAUCUCCACAGUCUAGUUCCCUGUGAUCGUGGUUCCUCCUCCUGGUUUUUGUUUGGAUUGAUACGCGGCAAUUUAACCUCAUCAUGCGGGGGAAGAGGCCUCUGUUUUGAAUGUGCCGUGCUCUUUGUGUUUUAUCUGAUCCUGUGGGAGAGAUCCCAUCUGCUUAGAGCUGAAAGCCGGGGACUACCACCCCAUCAUGAAGCACGUUAGCCUCACUGUAUUAGCUCCGCCCGCCUCGCGCUCAUCCCUGAACAAUGUGAAUAGAAGAGAUGUCUGAAAAUUCAAUAUUUGCUCUCUGAAGAAGAACUAUGUUUUGUUGCAGCUGUUGCAAAAACAUCAGGAUUUUGGGGUUUGGGCCAAGAACUUACCAGAAUGUUUCGUACAGACAAAAACUAAAAGAUGUUUAUAACGUUUUGCGACGUAAAAUAAUUCUGUCGUUACAGUUCCACUAAAUGUAAAAGUCUGGGAUCCAUAAUCUUCUGCAGCUGCCAGGUAUCAUUAUUCAGUAUUCAGUGUCAUCCGUCAGCCUGAUGAAACAAAUGUGUGCUCACACUCUUAUUAAUACACAACUCCCAUUAGCAGGAAACCACAGUCACACAUCAAAACCCUUUUAUCCAAUGAUGAAAGAUUCAUGUGAGCUGUUACUGGCUGUGUUACAAACGAAGGGAAUCGAACCAACGUGCACAUUCGUUUUUCAACAACACAAGGAUUCUGACUCAAGGUGAUGUUUUACAAUGGCCAGCACAUCUUUACUGAAAUGAACACAGAUGUUGAGUCACAUCAAACUCCAGUUUUCAUUAUAAUAUUCUGAGUUUAACACAAACAUUAGUAUUUUACGAUCGUGAACCGAGAAAAAAUAAUAUUAGUAAUAAUUCAGAUCGUUUGAAAGACGACUUAUUCUUUGUGUUUUUAAAUGAACAAACAAAUUCAUGUUCAGGUUCUGCUUUUUGUUUUUUAACAUGUCAAAUAAUGCAAUUUUGUGAAUUACACAGAUUUUACCCAACAACUGCAGUGAAUUAAUUUGAGUGGGUAUGAGACACUCUGUGGUACUAAGUGUAAUAUUGUGAUGUUCAUGUAUAAGUUACAGUAACAUCGGGGGGGGGGGGGGGGGGGACGCAGCUCACUCGAGUGUCACACUCUGAACUUGGCUUUGUGGAUUCAGGAGCUCAGAGGUUAUAGGCUGUCUUCCCCCCCCCCCAUUCCUCCAUGCAGCCUGUUCUCCGCCCGUGGAUUCAGGUCUUAUCCCUCCAUCAUAGACGAAGCUAAAAAAAAUGUACAUUACAUUCGUUCCUCUGAGGCACAUUGACGUUUUCCUCCAUACCCCCCCCC